GCAUUGACAUGUUAAAUAGUUUCAUCUCACACACUUCGGGAUGGUAUUUGGGAUAACAAUUUUUAUUAAAUAAUACUUAAAAUGUGGACGAUUUCUCAGGAAACAAAUUGGGAUGAAUUGAGAUAUAUUAUUUCGAAUGGUGAUGGUGUUGAUUGUCGAGAGGCCUUGAUAAAAAUCAAAGAUGCAGUCAUUGGAAGCAACAAACAGAAGGGUGCCCUCAUCUCGCACGAACUGGUUCCUGCCAUACUCAACACUUGCAUUGAUCAAGAUCAAAGCCCAGACCGAAAAAUGGAUGCACUCGUCAUUUUAGGUUCCUUGGCGAAAGGUUCAGAGGAGCAGGUUGAAAUGCUGGUGAAGCAAUACAAUGUUGUACCAUAUUUGCUAAAGGAAAUUGCUUCAAAUAAUAAUAGUAAAAAAUGUGUUGAAAUAUGCUUGAGUACAUUAAGGUCAAUAUUUGAACAUCCAUGCGCUCCCAAGGAAAACUUUCUAGCCGAUUCGGACGUGUUGAAACACUUUUUGCGGCUAGCUUCAGCCAGCAGUUCCUUAAAAACUCAAAUAUGUAUAACAAGCAUACUUGUGUCCGUGUGUCAGACAAAUGAAGAUCAACUUCGGCUCUUGCAAGCUGGAACAUUGCAUAUAUUAUCUCGAAUGAUUUGCUAUGACAAUGAGGAUAUACAAAUACCGGCGCUUCGUUGCUUGUCCUGCAUGUGCUACACAAAUCGAUCUGUAGCGGACAAUAUUUGUGUUAUUAGUUUUCAAGGUAGAUCUUUACCAGAUAUCCUAAAUUCCCUAAUGUCGAGACUGUUUUGUCCAGAAAUACAGUUGUCUGCGGCUAGAUGCCUAACCUAUGUUUACAGGUCGGGUACUCUGCCAUCAACGGAUAACAGGAUAUCCCAAAAAGCGCUCCCCACCUUAGCCCGCUUAUGCGCCGAAAGUUUUGACCAUUCAAUAAGAGCCUCUGCCUCGGAGACGCUAGCAUAUCUGAUAGAGAUUGAUUCGGAAUUGCAGCGCACGGCGGCCAUAACAAAUCAUCUGCUUAAGUCACUAUCCGAUUUACUGCAAAGUCGAGAUCCCUCAGUUAAACAGUCUGCGCUAUGUUGUUUUGCGUCAUUAGGGGCAAAUGAUGAGGCAAUCAGAAAACGAUUAAUGGAUACAUAUGGUCUAAUCAAUGCCAUAUUGAAUGGCUUAAAAGAUAAUAACUCACAGGUGAAACUAGCUGGGAUUAGAUGUUUGCAUUCGCUCUCGAGAUCUGUUCAGCAAUUACGAACAACAUUUCAAGAUUACACAAUUUGGGAACCACUGAUGGGAAUAUUUGCAACCGAAACCUCUAUUGAAUAUCUGGUUGCUGUAACCUCAACCAUUUGCAAUCUACUAUUAGAAUUUUCACCAUCCAAGGAACCCGUUAUUAAUGCUGGCAUUAUUGACAGAUUGUGCCAAUACACUACGCAUGCAGAUGCCUCCCUAAGGUUGAAUUGUGUAUGGGCUUUAAUGAACGUGUCAUUUCAGUCUGAGUUAUACGUUAAAACUGAUAUUAUCAAUACUCUUGGAACAAAACGAAUAUUGGAGCUGUUGAAUGAUACUGAUAUCAGGAUUGUGAUGAAAACAUUAGGAUUGUUAAGAAAUCUUUUGAGUAAAACUUAUCAUGUUGAAGUAAUUAUGAGUGUGCAUUCGACUCAAGUGCUCGAAGCUAUAAAUAAGUUACUAGAAUCCGAACAAUCAGCGGAAGUUAAAGAACAAGCAUUAUGCAUUAUUGGUAAUAUUGCUGCUGAAGCUCAAGAUGGAGAUUACAUCAUAAUGGAUAAAAAAAUUAUGGGUCACUUAGCUGCCUUUUUGUUCCAUACAGAGAAAAAACUUCAAGCAGGCGCACUUUUUGCAAUCUAUAAUCUCGUUCAUCGGAAGGACUCAUGGUCAAUGGAAAAGUAUUCUCGACUAAGUGAAUUAAAUAUUAUAAAAAAUAUUUAUGAAUUAAAUAAGAAAACUAUACGAAACAAAGCACAAUGUGAAGAUUAUAUAGGCAGAACUUUAAAGCAAAUUGUUAUACAAUGUAAACAUUUCUACCCGGAGAUUUUGCAGUAAUUAUUAAACAAAAAUAUACACAAUACUGUACAUAUGAUUAAUAAUAUUAUAUUAUUACAACAAUAGUUUUAUGUUUUCAAACAGUUUUUCUUGUUGAAAUAUACUGUAGCGUUUUGAACGUAAGUUGUUUUGAUAAUUAAAAACGUAAAAAUAUAACUCAAAUUUA
Molecule: messenger RNA, 2242 nt
Organism: Anastrepha obliqua
Lineage: Eukaryota; Metazoa; Arthropoda; Insecta; Diptera; Tephritidae
Product: armadillo repeat-containing protein 8-like
Exons: 8
Coding region: 82-2076 (664 amino acids)
Biological process (GO): proteasome-mediated ubiquitin-dependent protein catabolic process
Cellular component (GO): GID complex
Molecular function (GO): protein binding
Source: RefSeq, a predicted model, not a curated record